Molecule: messenger RNA, 1800 nt
Organism: Sebastes umbrosus (honeycomb rockfish)
Lineage: Eukaryota; Metazoa; Chordata; Actinopteri; Perciformes; Sebastidae
Gene: bdkrb1
Product: bradykinin receptor B1
Exons: 2
Coding region: 104-1213 (369 amino acids)
Biological process (GO): immune response; neutrophil chemotaxis; inflammatory response
Cellular component (GO): membrane
Molecular function (GO): bradykinin receptor activity
Source: RefSeq, a predicted model, not a curated record
GAUCUCUCCUCUGACUUGCUGUGUACACACACAUGAGCCUUGCAACGGACGUGUCUGUUAUCAUUUGGACCAUAGGAGGAACAUUUUCGUGAAACGUACGCCCAUGGAGCCAACGACGCUUGCAUCUGUGGCAACACCAUGGUCUGAAAACAGCAGUGCGUCCCCGCCAUUCGGUCCAUCAGAGUUUCCCAUCUCUGCAGAAUGGGAGCAUGUCCACACCAUCAUUCCCCCGUACAUCUUCACCUUAUCCCUGCUAGGCCUCCUCUUUAACAGCUUUGUCCUGGCGGUGUUCUUCGCCCACAAGGAUCGACUGACUGUAGCGGAGAUCUACCUGAGCAACCUGGCGCUGGCUGACUUUAUCCUCCUGUGUGGCCUCCCCUUCUGGGCCAUGUACAUCCUCAAUGGCUUCAACUGGCCGUACGGAGAUGCCUUAUGCAAACUGGUCAACUCCGUCAUCAUCAUCAAUUUCUACACCAGCAUCUACACGCUGGUCAUGAUUAGCGUUGACCGCUACCUGGCGCUUGUGAAGACCAUGAAGGCCAGGUGGCUGAGACGGACACUCUAUGCCAAGGUGAUCUGCUCCAUCCUGUGGAUAUUAGCGGUCAUACUGAGCACGCCAACCAUGGUUCACAGAAAGGUGAAGUUCAUCAAGGGGUUGGAGACAAUGUCCUGUAUACUGGAUUACAGUCACGACAGCUCUUGGAAGUUGGCCCAUCAGAUUCUGAUGAAUGUGGUGGGCUUUGUACUCCCUGUUAUGGUCAUUGUUUUCAGCAGUGGAAACAUAAUCAAGGCUUUAGUUCUGAGAAAGGAAAGUGUUGCUUUUCAUGACACUAAUGACACAAAGGCAACAGCACUGUUGUACGCUGUCACACUACUAUUCUUACUAUGUUGGGGUCCCUUCCAGGUCUUCACCUUCCUCGACACACUCUGUGAUGUCCGAGCGCUGGAUGAGAAGCUCUGGGGUCACACUCUGGAUAUAGGAGGCCAGGUUUCAGUGUAUCUGGCCUUUCUCAACAGCACCUUAAACCCACUGCUGUACGUCUUCUCAGGGCAGUACUUUAGGAGGAAAGUCAGCGCCAUCUACAGGAGGACUAGACAUCCUCGCAGAGGAUCAGACAUGACCACAUAUCAACGCUCUGUUGUGUCCACUUACAUUAACAGAACGGAGCAAAUUAAGACCGUGAUCAUUUUUAAUGCAAAGGAUCAGAUGUAACAUGACAUCCACUUCCGUUGCUGCUUAUAUGGAAAAAUCAAUGCAAUAUACAGGAUAUGAGUCUAAUGUUCACAAGACUUAACACAAUAAUAAUGCUGUUAUAUGGCUUAACUGUACUAUAACAGGAUGUUUAAUACUGUUUUUUGAAGAAAUAAUGGAUAUGACCAGAGAUAAUGGCUGUAAUCUGUAGAAGAAAUGGAAGCAGAUUUUAAUGUUUACAGUCUCCAUGAAGACACAGACACACAGUAUGUAUCUGAAUCUGUUUCAUUGUACUGACUCCACAAAGCAGUUUCACACUCUGCAGGCUAACAUGAGAGAACCCAUGUACCCAUGUAUGGCAACCCAUGUACUUUGUGUACGUUUACAUUCAUAUUUCCCCUUGUACGGUAUAUCUUGACAUAUAAACAAAACAUUUAUUCAGUCGCAACAUACACAGUUUAGUAUCAACACUCAUUACUUAAGCUUUUUUUGUGUAUACUUUGUGUAAUCAACUCAAUGGAACACCUGAAGUACUAUACUAAACAAUAAAAACAUUAAUUCAAAGACAUGACAUAACCUGUUGGAAACUCAUAUUCCUCAACUCAUUA